UCUUUCCUCGCUCCACUCUCCGGUUUCCUCUCUCUUUCUCCGUCCCUCUGUACAAUUUUCAGUUCAAGAAAGAAAAGGCGACGCAGAAAUGGAGUCUGGGUCUUCCUCUUCUUGCCUUUUCCAGUCCAUCCAGAUCGCCCUCUUCCUCCUCUUCCUGUCCUUCACUCUCCUCUUCUCUGCCUUCUCGUUCUUGAUCUACAUCUUCAGGCUCAAGCCGCUCUGCAACUGCGACGUGUGCACGGCCUACUUGAGCUCCAGUUGGACCAAAGAGUUCGACAACCUGUGCGACUGGUACACCCACCUCCUCCGGAAGUCUCCCACCGGCACCAUCCACGUCCACGUCCUCGGCAACGUCGUCACCGCGAACCCCGACAACGUCCACCACAUGCUCCGCACGAGGUUCGACAACUACCCCAAGGGCAAGCCCUUCUCCGCGAUCCUGGGCGACCUCCUGGGCCGAGGGAUCUUUAACGUCGACGGCAAUUCGUGGAAGUUUCAAAGGAAGAUGGCCAGCUUGGAGCUCGGGAGCGUGUCGAUACGCGCGUACGCUUUUGAGGUCGUGGCGUCGGAGAUAAAGAACCGCCUCGUUCCGCUGUUGUCGUCGGUCUGCGGGAAAGAUGACGGCGUUUUGGAUCUGCAGGAUGUGUUUAGACGUUUUUCUUUCGACAGCAUAUGUAAGUUCUCGUUCGGGUUGGACCCGGGCUGCCUGAAGCUGUCGCUGCCUGUGUCGGAGUUCGCAGAGGCGUUCGACGCGGCAUCGAGGCUGUCGGCGGAGCGGGCGAUGAGCCCGUCUCCACUGGUCUGGAAAAUCAAGCGGCUGCUCAACGUCGGCAGCGAGAGGAGGCUCAGGGAGGCCAUCAGGAUGGUCAACGCCCUCGCUGACGAGGUGAUCAAGCAAAAGCGAGAAAUGGGUCCUUCAAAAGAUCACAACGAUCUUCUAUCGAGAUUCAUGACCACCAUCGACGACGACGGGUACUUGAGGGACAUCGUGGUGAGCUUCCUUCUGGCGGGGCGCGACACGGUGGCGUCCGCGUUGACCAGCUUCUUCCGGCUGGUGUCGCAGAACCCCGAGGUCAGAGACGCCAUAAGAGAGGAAUCGGACCGGGUCAUGGGUCCGACCAGCGGCGGCCUCGCGAGCUUCGACCAGAUGCACAAGAUGCACUACUUGCAAGCGGCUCUGUACGAGUGCAUGAGGCUGUACCCGCCGGUCCAGUUCGACUCGAAGUUCGCGCAGGACGACGACGUGUUGCCGGACGGGAAAUGGGUCAAGAAGGGGACGAGGGUCACGUACCACCCCUACGCCAUGGGCCGGAUGGAGCGGUUGUGGGGCUCGAACUGCCUCGAGUUCAGGCCUCGGCGGUGGCUGACGAGGGACGGGGUCUUCACGCCCGAGAGCCCGUACAAGUACCCGGUGUUCCAGGCCGGGGUUCGGGUCUGCCUGGGCAAGGAGAUGGCCCUGGUGGAGAUGAAAAGCGUCGCGCUGGCUCUGGUCCGGCAGUUCGAUGUCCAUGUCGCGGAUGGUCACCUCAGUCCCCAGUUCGCGCCGGGGCUCACCGCCACCAUCAGAGGGGGAUUGCCGGUGGUGAUUAAAGAGAGAUCAGUCGCCUCAGCAAGAUGAGAAGAGACUUUUUUGGGCGUACCCUAAAUAAGAGAACAGAUAACUCAAUGUGUACAUGCUCGAUAGUCACGUGUUCACUUGUUCCGUAAGAGCUUCAUUAGGAGAAAUGAACAGAUGCAUAGAAUGGAA
Messenger RNA from Syzygium oleosum, 1747 nucleotides. RefSeq names its product cytochrome P450 94C1-like. The transcript has a single exon. Gene Ontology annotation, molecular function: heme binding; oxidoreductase activity, acting on paired donors, with incorporation or reduction of molecular oxygen; monooxygenase activity. Lineage: Eukaryota; Viridiplantae; Streptophyta; Magnoliopsida; Myrtales; Myrtaceae. The record is from RefSeq and is a predicted model, not a curated record. Bases 89 to 1618 code for a protein of 509 amino acids.